Molecule: messenger RNA, 1367 nt
Organism: Phytophthora nicotianae INRA-310
Lineage: Eukaryota; Oomycota; Peronosporomycetes; Peronosporales; Peronosporaceae
Exons: 1
Coding region: 33-1142 (369 amino acids)
Source: RefSeq, a predicted model, not a curated record
UGGUCGAUAGGUGCCAUUUUAGCCGUUGCAGCAUGAGGACGUCAACACAUAUCCCGCCUCGAAACGCACACUUGGACUUAUCUCGAGCCUUCACCACAGAGUCCAGACCACAACCAAGCCCCACAUUCUUCACGACCACUUCGCAUUAUUCACUACACCGCGAAAUGAUUAAGAAACCAAUAAUUUCCAUCUUGGACUGGGAUGACACGCUAUGUCCUACAACAUGGUUACAUUUUCGAGGAUUGCUAGUAGCGCAUGGACUCAUCGACGGAGUUCCACCCAUGGAGGUUGAGACGUUCGAGGAGAAAGUAGUGCCAUCUCCAUUGACUUCAUCAGAUCGGCAGCGACUGGAACUAUUAGAGCACCAAGUUCUGGAGCUUCUGCAAUUGGCGGCUCGAUUCGGUCCGGUGUUCAUCGUCACGGCAGCUUCGUUGCCUUGGGUGGUGGCUAGCGCCGAGCAUUUUUUGCCUAGAGUGCGGCAGUUCUUACUGGACAAUCAGCGCCAAUGUGAGAGUAAAAAUGCAGGCAUUGAACGGGUCCAGGUGGUGUCGGCUAGAGAUUGGUACCAUCAUCAAAUUGGUACUGGGAGUAGUCAGCUUGAGUGGAAAUGUGCUACAUUUGAGGCGCUGUGUAGCCAUUUGAAGUUACAAGACGUGUUUGCGAGAUUAAAAACUCGGACGGAUUUGAUUUCGAUUGGAGAUGCUCGAUUUGAACAGGAGGCGUGUGUGAGGAUGGAGAUGAAGGCGAGCGAGUUUUUGCGAAGUAAAACGAUGAAAUUUGUGGAACAACCGACGUUGGAGGAGUUGUUGGAGCAGCUUAAAAUGAUGAGCAAAAUGUAUGAUCCGAUGUGUCAAUACGACGGCGGAUUACAUCUUUGUGUAUCGCGGAAGGAGACGAGCAGCGCUCAAGACAGUUUUGGAGAUGGAGGAAGAUUUGUUGACAAUGCACUUGAAACGUUGCAGCUAGUGCAGAUUGAUCGCAUGGCUGCGCUAAAUGGAUCGGCUGCUAGGGAUUGCGAUGCUAGACUUCAACAGCUUCUAGCAGCAGCAGACUCAUUGACACAUAAAGCACAUUAUGCUGGCCACGAUCAUAGUUACCAAAACGAGCCACCGCUUGCUGCCGUUCCGGGAGCUCGAAACUGAAAGAAUAGGAGCGAUAUUUUUUUUUUAGUGAAGGAUAGGUACAGGGUAGGUAGAAGUUAAACUGAACGCAUGCGUAGAAGCCAUCGAGGCCUUACGUACAAGCUAGAGCGUCUUCUGGCGGCUGGAAGGCUUCAGUGGAAACAAGCAGCUAAGAACUGAAAUGUGGGGAGAGGCAUUGGUUUUACACCAAUUAAUCAGCAAAGCCAGAAUGGUUGUAUUCUUGCC